AUGUUCUCGGUGAUCGAAGGAUUGGCUGAUGGUGGUGUGAAAGUUGGACUUCCAAGAGAUCUCGCUAUCAAACUUGCAGCUCACACACUUUAUGGAGCAGCAAAAAUGGUUUUGGAGACAGGUGAAUUUCAGAAAAAAUGAAAAUGAAUCAUAAUAUUUUUAUUCAGGAAUCCACCCAGCACAAUUAAAAGAUGAUGUUCAAAGUCCAGGAGGUUCUUCAAUCUACGGAGUUCAUAAAUUGGAAACUGGUGGUUUGAAAGGAAUUCUGAUAGAUGCGGUUGAAGCAGCUACCAAUAGAUCAAAAGCCACCGGAGACAAAGCACUUCCAAGAGAUUUCCGAAAUACUGAAAUGUAAACAUUUAUUUUUUGAACCCUUUGUUAUUUUCCUCCCUGAAAUUAUGUAACUAUUGCUUGCACCCUUUUCCCAAUUCAGUUUCAUUUUUUUUUAUUUUUCAAAAAACCCACACCUGAAAAUCUGCUCAAAACCAAUAAAUUAUUGUUUUUUUAGAGUUAGAAAUUGUUUAUUGUUGUUUGUUUUUUCUUGAUUUGUUUUUAUUUCAGAGAUCGACGGGUGGAAGCAGAGACAAAAAAGGAGAAAACAACACAGUAG
Caenorhabditis angaria is the source of this 610-nucleotide messenger RNA. The record is from the annotation of a GenBank genome assembly. NCBI's taxonomy places the organism in Eukaryota, Metazoa, Nematoda, Chromadorea, Rhabditida, Rhabditidae.